GAGAAGGGAGGGGAGGAAGGAAGAAGGAAUCCCGCCUCCCGCCGCCCCGUUUCCGAGCCGCGUCGCUCCGCAGCCCGGAGCGGCGGGACCGCGGCAGCGGCGGAUGUGCCGCCCCCCGCGGGCAGCCCCGGGGGAGGAGACGCGGGAGCUCGGGCAGCGUUCCGCGGCCGCCGGAACAUCUUCAGACACUGGUUUGCAGAAGAUUCUGGAACACAGAGGAGGAGCUAAAAGUCUUCAAGACUAUUUCUUGUCUUCUCUAAACUCUGAAAACAAUCUUUUCACCUUCUGGAUGUCCAAGCCUUUCACGUUAAGCUUUACAUUUGCUGCCUGAAAACCAAUUACCCUCUCGAUCUGCUGUUGUUUAAAGGGGCUGGCGAGUUGAACUCACUCACUGACCAGCAUGGCGAAGGUUAGAGUUGCUUUAACUGUUUGCCAGUUGGUGCUAGAAUUGCUAAUGAAUUCAUUAACUGAGUCUUCCAUGCAGAGUAACGAAUGUCCACAGCUUUGUGUAUGUGAAAUCAGGCCAUGGUUUACACCACAGUCGACGUACAGGGAAGCCACAACAGUUGACUGCAAUGACCUUCGGUUAACAAAAAUCCCCAGCAAUCUUUCCAGUGACACUCAAGUCCUUCUGUUACAAAGCAACAACAUUGCAAAGACCACAGAUGAACUCCAGCAGCUGUUUAAUUUAACAGAACUGGAUUUUUCACAAAAUAACUUCACAAGUAUCAGAGAUGUGGGGCUCUCAAAUCUCAGUCAACUUACUACUUUGCACCUGGAGGAAAACCAGAUAACGGAGAUGACUGACUACUGCUUGCAAGACCUUUGCAAUCUUCAAGAGCUAUAUAUAAAUCACAACCAGAUCAGCAGCAUUUCUGCAAAUGCAUUCUCUGGCCUGAAGAACCUUUUGAGAUUACAUCUCAACUCCAACAAAUUAAAGGUUAUUGACAGCCGUUGGUUUGAUUCUACUCCUAACCUUGAGAUUCUCAUGAUUGGAGAAAAUCCAGUGAUUGGAAUACUAGAUAUGAAUUUCAAACCACUCUCAAAUUUAAGGAGUUUAGUUUUGGCAGGUAUGUAUCUCACAGACAUUCCUGGCAAUGCCUUAGUAGGCUUGGAUAGUCUUGAAAGUCUUUCCUUCUAUGACAACAAAUUGGUAAAAGUUCCUCAGCUUGCACUUGAGAAAGUCCCAAAUUUAAAAUUCCUGGAUCUCAACAAAAAUCCGAUUCAUAAAAUUCAGGAAGGUGAUUUUAAAAACAUGCUCAGAUUGAAAGAGCUUGGAAUCAAUAACAUGGGAGAACUCGUUUCUGUUGAUAGGUACGCACUUGACAACUUGCCUGAACUUACAAAGCUUGAAGCCACCAACAAUCCAAAGCUGUCUUACAUACAUCGUUUGGCAUUUCGCAAUGUUCCUGCCCUGGAGAGCUUGAUGCUGAACAACAAUGCCUUGAAUGCAGUCUACCAAAAGACAGUGGAAUCCCUUCCAAACUUGCGUGAGAUCAGUAUCCACAGUAACCCGCUCAGGUGUGACUGUGUCAUUCACUGGAUCAACUCGAACAAAACCAAUAUCCGUUUCAUGGAACCUCUGUCCAUGUUUUGCGCUAUGCCCCCAGAAUACAGAGGGCAGCAGGUGAAGGAAGUGUUAAUACAGGAUUCAAAUGAACAAUGUCUUCCAAUGAUCUCUCAUGAGACCUUUCCAAAUCACUUAAACUUGGACAUUGGCAUGACAGUGUUUUUAGACUGUCGGGCCAUGGCGGAACCUGAGCCAGAAAUUUACUGGGUCACUCCUCUCGGCAAUAAAGUAACUGUCGAAAGUCUGUCUGACAAAUACAAGCUGAGCAGUGAGGGCACCUUGGAAAUCUCUAAUGUCCAGGUUGAAGACUCCGGGAGAUACACCUGCGUUGCUCAAAACGUAGAAGGGGCUGACACAAGGGUCGCUACUAUCCGGGUGAACGGAACGCUUCUGGAUGGUACCCAGGUUCUGAAAAUCUUCGUCAAGCAAGCGGAAUCACAUUCCAUCUUAGUUUCUUGGAAAGUUAAUUCCAAUGUUAUGACUUCCAAUUUAAAGUGGUCAUCAGCCACUAUGAAGAUCGACAACCCUCACAUCACAUACACUGCUAGGGUCCCAGUUGAUGUACAUGAAUAUAACCUCACACAUUUACAACCAUCUACAGAUUAUGAAGUGUGUCUAACUGUGUCAAACAUCCAUCAGCAAACACAGAAGUCCUGUGUUAAUGUUACAACAAAAAACGCAGCUUUUGCGCUAGAUAUUUCAGACCAAGAGACCAGCACUGCCCUCGCAGCAGUAAUGGGGUCCAUGUUUGCUGUCAUCAGCCUCGCCUCCAUUUCUGUUUAUAUUGCAAAACGAUUUAAGAGAAAAAACUACCACCACUCAUUGAAAAAAUAUAUGCAAAAGACCUCUUCAAUCCCCCUGAACGAGCUCUACCCUCCACUUAUUAAUCUCUGGGAAGGUGACAGUGAAAAAGACAAGGAUGGUUCUGCAGAGACCAAGCCAACCCAAGUCGACACAUCCAGAAGCUAUUACAUGUGGUAACUCAGAGGAUAUUUUGCUUCUGGUAGUAAGGAGCACAAAGACUUUUUUGCUUUAUUCUGCAAAAAUGAGAAGUUGAAGACUUUUGUAUUUUUGACUUUGCUAGUUCGUGGCAGAGCAGUGAGGACAGGUGGAUAUUUCAGGAUUUUUUAGUAUAGCGUAUCGCAAUUGUCUGACACAAAUGGCAGCUUCACCUGGCUUCCAAUCCUGGUUUCCUUUCUUUUUCCUCCUGUUUUUUUUUUUAGUUAUUGUGCUAAACUUAAUGCUGGUCUAACUACAGUGCUGAAUACGAUUAAUGAGAGGCUGGGGUUACCCUGUGAUCCAAAAGUAGCACAACCCCAUUCCUCCGAAGCCAUCAGUAGAUUACAGUAUCUUGCAGUGCUAACAUACAGUUUGGAAACUGCAUUGAACAAGGUUUGUAACACUGGUCUAAGGACUCAUACACUGAGAAAAUGAGACCUUGAAUGAUGUUAGUUGACUGUACUGUAAUGUUGUAUCAACUGAUUUGAAUGUUUUUGACUUUGAACAAUGGGUUUUCUUUUUUUAUUCUUAUUUUUGUAGUAGUUGAGAAAAGCUUAGGUCAAGCUAACAGGCAAUAGGAAUAUGUACAUCCAAUUUUUUAAUGUAACAGACUAAAUGUUAAUUGUUCUCUUAUUCUUUUUAUUCUAUUUAGUAGACACUUUUGAAGAAUACUAGAGUUUUGUUGUGUUUAAAUCACCAACACAUGGUGUUGAAUGAAGGCAGAGCUAUAAUAAAUUUAGUUUUGUUCUGUUUUUUUAUUUUAGAAGUCACAACAAUGUACUGGGUUUAGCUGUCACUGGUCUGACUGGUGAUCAUGUUCUGACAUCAAAUAUAUCCAAAAUGUUAUAUAAAAAUAUUGUGGGUUUUUUUUCUUGAUGGAAUUACAUUUCAACAAAGUUCCAGUUGGUUUUUGUAUGCAUUUAUUUUAAUGCCAGUGUUUUCUCUACACUAAAUGCAAAAUGCUGAAAACAGUUUAAUCAGACAUAUGUAUCUGUAUCUAUCACAUGCAGAAUCAAAACUGUUUGGCAUAAGAUAAACAUCAAAAAUAAUUCCAGAAGUGUGUAACAAAACAUCUUCCUUUUUGUACACUUUUGUGUUUAUAUUCUGAGCUAAGAUAAAAAUGAAGCUGACGUUACCUGUCAUUACAAUCAGUGAGGACAAGGGAAACAACUCAGUGCUACCAAACUGAAAUCAAACAGUUGAAUCCUGGAAUAUACUUUAAAAAAGAAAAAGUGAAUUGGAUUAAUAUUCCUUCAAAAGUAGAACUCAAGAUGGUUAAAACUAACAAAAAGUACUAUGUUUGGCUCCACUACUGAACUGUAUUUUUUUAUAGGCUUAAAAUUAACCAGUACUCUAGAUAUUUUAUGGAAUUAAUAUGGUCCGACUGCAGAACUCAGAAAGUGGUGGUGUUUCUAUGUGUGCACUGGGUAUAAUAUAAAGGCAUAAUUUACAGCUGAACCUACAGAAGCUUUGUACGUUGUCUUUUCUGAACCCAUGAAGUUCUCCAGAGACUGCACACGAGUCACAGGCAGGGUGGGUUUCUCCUGAGUUACACUUACGCCAAAUACUAAUCACCAAGCACAGAUUUUUCUAUGCUCUAUGACCACUUUUUAAAUGUUUUUACAUCCCAAAUACCUUCUUGGUAAGUAAAAGUUAAUUGUUAAAGUAGUGGAUGUGCUUUGGGAUUGUUUGAAGUUUUUAUCUCACUGGCUUCUCAAAUAUAUCAAAGAUUCCCCCCCCCCCCGCCCCAACUUCUGAAGAGAGCUUCAGACUUCUUUUUCCCCUUCAGAUAACUGUCUAAAAGUGAAAGAGUUAUCAGCAUAGUUUCACUAAAAAGCUGCUUUGGUGCAAAAACUUCAGUACAUCUCUUGGAUACAUGCCUUGUUGAUCUUGCAUUUCAAUAUAAAGCUAAAUGAAACUAUUAAUUAUGCAUUUAAAUCAAGUACUUUAUGCUGCUACACACAAUCUUUUAUAUAUUCAUGAGAUCAAAUACGUUUUUAAUCAUAUGACAAUUAGAUGUUGGGAUUAGGCAAGUGUCUUGAUCAUGGAGAAGUACCGUAGUGGAAGCAUUUAUUUGUCACCUUCUCCUGUAUUUGUUUUUAAUGUUAAUGGGAAAUUUCCUCCUCUUCUCCAGAAGAGCUUCAGAGCAAUAAUUAUAAUCUUGUCUAUAUGCUAUCUCUCCUUAAAACUGCCUUUAUUAUUACAGCAGGCAUGCUGAAUUAAAACUGAGAUCUCCUUUGCAGUGAAGAUUCACUCUACUUUUUCCAGAGUAAAGGACACUGAGAAGGAGAACAAAGCAGCACUCCUGAGUUUGAUCAGCAGUCACCAACAGUAGCUGGGGGGUACGGGAAGGAAAGCAGUGUUUAACAUGUUCCUUUCCACUGGGGAAAUAACAGGCCUUUUGUUCCCUGCAGACCUGUUUGGGGGCUUUAUGUCAUUUGUUAUCUGUUCAGAGCAAUGCUGUUGAAAAACAGCAGGAGGAAAUGGCCUGCCAUGCACUUCUCCAGGAUGUGCUGAUGUACAGUAUUUCAGGGUAGCUGAUGUUGCUGGGACUCCAAGAGAGGGAUGCAGGUUACCUGAACAGCAUCUAGUUAACACAGUGUAUUCUGCUCACACAGCCACCAGUGAGAAGUAUUUUCAGCCCUGUCAUCUGACCCCUGAGAAUACUGUAGAGAUCCCCUGGAAAUUUAAAGUUUUGCUAAUAAAAUCAAAAGAAGUGGGCCAAAGAUGAAUCACAUGUGGCAUAUAAUCUCAGCAAAUAACCUUCAACCUUGGGCUGCCCAUUUUGUGCUUGCAGUUCAUUGUAAGCAAAAAUAAAACUACUCUAAUUGCCUUCAAGAUGUAUUUGCAUCUGCUACUCACUGAAGACAAAACAACAUCCCCAGUUUGCUGAGAAUCAGAGACUGAGAUUGACCACUUUAAAAACAGUAGGGGAAAACCCACUGUUAACUUUCAUUUGACUAACAGUUUAGAAAUGCUGUGUAAGAGUAGAUAUUUCAUACACAACUAAACUGCAGUGUUACUUCCACUUGGUUGCCCAAUAAUAAAAUAUUUCAGUCCCCUGAAGAGUAAAUAGCUCACUCAAAUGUGGUAUGCAGUAUUCCAGCUAAAUUCACUUUUCAUUUCCUCAUCAAAGUCAUAACAUCCUAUUCGAUUGAGAGAGGGUAUUUUCACCCAUGAACCAAGACUCCUAUUAGUUGUGGUCUUGGAAUAAAGUGCACAAAUACACUGAUGCUUUCACAGACCUAUGGUCUGCCCUCCAGCCCUGCCUUCUGAAUACAUGCUCAUUUAGCUACUAAAAGAAGGGUAUGAAAAGGCCAACAGCUUGGACCACUGGUUUCACAAAUGGGUUAAAACUGGAAACAGGUCAGCAAAACUGAGAUCCAGUGAGAAGGGCAUAAACUUGCCCUAUUGUCACUGGCCAGGUGGGAUCUAAGUGAUAAAAAGAGCAUCUUUUUGCCCAAAUUAGGUAACUCCAUUUGCUUUGUGCUGGCAACUUUGAAAAUAAGACUGAGGACAAACCACUGCAAUGAAACUCCUGAAAUUAAGUGGGAUGAGCAGCUGGGACUACUUCUGCAGUACUGCCAAUGCACCCUGUAUGGAAACAGGGUUCACUUGGAGCAUAUCUCCUAAACACCUCACCAUCCUGGAAAGCAUCGUGACGGACACAUGCACAGAGGGCAAAUCAUGGUGGAAAAGCACACAGGCACCUGGGACCAGUGCUGGAAGGAGCCGUUUCACAACUCACCCAACACAUCAGGAGUAGCUGUUUGUUACACUGUGACUCUGUUGCCACCACCGAAGCGAAUGCCAUGAAUUUCUGCUGCAACUGGAAUUUGUCUUCCCAUGCUCACCAUGCUGAGAGCACAACUGCUGCAGCCCCAGCAGCUAUAGAAAGCACAAGGCUGAAGGGCAGGUGAACGUGCUACCAUUGAACUUUGUUCAGGAAAACCCAGAGUGCCUGAGUGGGGGAUAUCAAAUGCUGUUAACACAGAGACCUCCUUGAAAUACCGGCAAAAGAAGAUACUACCUACUGCUGCCAACCCCCCUAGGUAACAUUUCUUUGCAGUGUCAUACAGAAGGGAAUAUUUUCUGUUUUCCCUGAACCAUCCACCUUUUAGUCUUCUCCUUUUCUGCUCGUUCCCACUAUUGCAGUAUCUUACAGUUGAAAGCUUGUAUCCACCCUCUCUCCUGUACAUCUGCUCUUCAGUCAGCCUUCCCCUGGUCUCACCCUGCCUCAUACCCUUCUCCUGUUCAAGGGCAAAUCCUUUGCAGCCUUGGUCAUCGUGAGAUCUCAAGAGGUUACACUGAAGGCCUUAAUUUGUAUUUAACUUCACAGCUACCUGUUUUCUCUACCAACCUUUUCCCCUUCACCUGAUUCUUACCCUGUUUUUCUUUCAGCCGUUUCCCUUUGGAGACCUCAGAUGCUGUUGGCUGUCAGUAAGAGUCAGAUCAGGGAUGCGAUUCAGCAGGCAGCGGGUCCCUGCUGCCUCCCCAAUCACUGCUGUGGCACAGUGCUUCCACUUAGUAAAGCCCCUGAAUGUCUUCCCAUGUCUCUGCUUCAGUUAUCUAUCCGCCUUUAUUCCUGAGCACAUGAUGACCCUGUUUUCUACUUGUAUGAAAACAACAAAAGACUUAAGUUUUCUUUUAAGUAAGGUAAAGAUUUACCCUAUAAUUUGUACUAUUGUAUAUUUAUGUCAAGUAGACCAAAGGAAUGCUGAGUCAUAAUAAAAGCAUCAUAACAACAGGUUUUGAAAUACAUGAAAAUAAAUACUUUGGAAAAUCUGGAA
Neopsephotus bourkii (Bourke's parrot) is the source of this 7359-nucleotide messenger RNA. RefSeq names its product leucine rich repeat neuronal 1 (gene LRRN1). The coding region runs from base 401 to 2551 and encodes 716 amino acids. Gene Ontology annotation, molecular function: protein binding. The record is from RefSeq and is a predicted model, not a curated record. NCBI's taxonomy places the organism in Eukaryota, Metazoa, Chordata, Aves, Psittaciformes, Psittacidae. The transcript has 2 exons.